Penicillium taxi is the source of this 879-nucleotide messenger RNA. It is a transcript of the gene asf1, whose product is annotated as nucleosome assembly factor ASF1. Gene Ontology annotation, cellular component: nucleus. The transcript has 3 exons. Gene Ontology annotation, biological process: nucleosome disassembly; DNA replication-dependent chromatin assembly; nucleosome assembly. Gene Ontology annotation, molecular function: histone binding. NCBI's taxonomy places the organism in Eukaryota, Fungi, Ascomycota, Eurotiomycetes, Eurotiales, Aspergillaceae. The record is from RefSeq and is a predicted model, not a curated record. The coding region runs from base 1 to 879 and encodes 292 amino acids.
AUGUCCGUCGUCUCCCUUCUGGGAGUUAAAAAUCUCAGUAACCCUGCUGCCUUCACUGCGCCUUACCAAUUCGAGAUUACUUUUGAGUGCCUCGAACAACUUCAGAAAGAUCUCGAGUGGAAGCUGACCUACGUCGGCUCUGCCACUUCCUCCGAAUAUGAUCAGGAACUCGACUCCCUCUUUGUCGGGCCCAUUCCGGUGGGCGUGAACAAGUUCAUCUUUGAGGCCGAUGCUCCCGACCUAAAGCGCAUCCCCCCAUCCGAGAUUCUCGGCGUUACCGUCAUUCUCCUAACCUGCAGCUACGACGGUCGUGAGUUCGUGCGUGUCGGUUACUAUGUGAACAACGAGUACGACUCUGAGGAACUGGCUGACGAGCCUCCUGCCAAGCCCAUUAUUGAGCGUAUCUACCGCAAUGUCCUUGCUGAGAAGCCCCGUGUCACUCGCUUCGCCAUCAAGUGGUCAGAUCACCAUAAUUACAUGAAUGAAGGAAAAUUUACUGAUUUGAUUCCCAGGGAUACGGAUGAGUCUGCUCCUGCAGAGUUUCCUCCUGACCAGCCUGAAGCCGAUCAAGUUGAAGAUGACAGCAAUGUCUACGGUGCCGAGGAGGUUGAACUUGAAGCCGCUCUGAUUAAGGAACUUGAAUCCUCGAACAAGCCAGAGGAGGGUGAGGACCUUGAGAUGGAUGGUGGAGAAGGCACCGCUGGAAACGACGAUGACGAUGACGUUUCUGACGCCGGCAGUGAGGAUCUUGGAGAGGAUUCUGAUGACGAUGAGGAGGACGAGGAUGACGAGGGCGGAGAGGGCGACGAAGAUGUGGAGAUGGGCGACGACUCGGAGCAGAAAGCCCCCCAGCCUCAACCUGAGGUCAUGGUCCACUAA